Entelurus aequoreus (snake pipefish) is the source of this 1818-nucleotide messenger RNA. Its product is annotated as dynein light chain Tctex-type 1-like. Lineage: Eukaryota; Metazoa; Chordata; Actinopteri; Syngnathiformes; Syngnathidae. Gene Ontology annotation, biological process: microtubule-based movement. Gene Ontology annotation, cellular component: kinetochore; cytoplasm; cytoplasmic dynein complex. The transcript has 7 exons. Gene Ontology annotation, molecular function: dynein intermediate chain binding. Bases 16 to 471 code for a protein of 151 amino acids. The record is from RefSeq and is a predicted model, not a curated record.
CUUUUAACGUUGUGCAUGAGUGCACAAAGUAUGUGUUCAUGUGCUCCCUGCACCUACGUGUUGACGAGACAGAGAACAACAUUACGACAAGCGGUCCUGCUGAUAAAACCAACCCAGGCUGAAAUGGAGGAAUAUAACUCUGGCGAAGAGGUGCUCUUCAAUGCUGAUGACGCCAGUAACAACAUUAAAGAGUGCAUCGAGGGCGUCAUCGGCGGUACGGACUACAGCCAAAGUAAAGUAAACCAGUGGACCGCCAGCAUUGUGGAACAGUCUUUGACUCAUCUCGUCAAACAAGUCAAACCUUUCAAGUACAUAGUUAACUGCACCAUCAUGCAGAAGAGCGGGGCUGGUCUCCACACGGCUAACUCCUGUUACUGGGACAACACCACGGACGGAAGCUGUACAGUCCGAUGGGAAAACCGCACCAUGUAUUGCGUCGUCGGCGUCUUUGCUGUGGCUUUGCAGCCGUGACCCCAUCCUAAGAACAAGGACGGUCGUCAGCUUUGGUAGUAGUUUGUUUCCAAUACAGGGAAAUGGAAGUAAGAAUGUUCAGGGGGCAACAACGAAGCAGCGUGUUGCUCGUUUGUGUGAUCACUCCCAACUUUCAGGAGUUACUUUGUGGUCAGCUAAGAAUCAAACACUUGUGCAGCAAUCCCUCAGCUUUAUGUAAGCACUCCAUCAUUACAUUCCUAAAUAAAAUAAGACUGAAACCACUGCAGGAUUUAGGAAAACACACCAGAGUACUUUAAAUGUCUUUAUAUGAUACUUUAAACUUACAAAAGUAUUUAUUAUUUACUUGUCAGAAUUUGUGUAGGGGGCACCAAUACAUUUCUUUUUUUAUUUAGUAUCUACAGAAAAAUAAAGGUGAAUUUGUCCUUAUUACACAACUCUUUUUCCAUUUUGUUUAGCAAAGGUUGUGUACUACUGUUAUAUAAACAUUAUAUUGCCAAAAGUAUUUGGCCACCUGCUUUGACUCCCAUAUGAACUGGAAGUGCCAUCCCAUUCCUAACCCAUAGGGUUCAAUAUGAUGUGGGUCCACCUUUUGCAGCUAUUACAGCUUCAACUCUUCUGGGAAGGCUGUCCACAAGGUUGCGGAGUGUGUUUAUAGGAAUUUUCGACCAUUCUUCCAAAAGCACAUUGGUGAGGUCACACACUGGUGUUGGUGGAGAAGGCCUGGCUCUCCGUCUCCGUUCUAAUUCAUCCCAAAGGUGUUCUAUCGGGUUCAGGUCAGGACUCUGUGCAGGCCAGUCAAGUUCAUCCACACCAGACUCUGUCAUCCAUGUCUUUAUGGACCUGUCUUUGUGCACUGGUGCACAGUCAUGUUGGAAGACAAAGAGGUCCGCUCCAAACUGUUCCCACAAGGUUGAAAGCAUGGAAUGGUCCAAAAUGUUUUGGUAUCCUGGAGCAUUCAAAUUUCCUUUCACUGGAACUAAGGGGCCAAGCCCAACUCCUGAAAAACAACCCCACACCAUAAUUCCUCCUCCACCAAAUUUCACAUUCGGCACAAUGCAGUCUGAAAUGUAGCGUUCUCCUGGCAACCUCCAAACCCAGACUGGUCCAUCAGAUUGCCAGAUGGAAAAGCAUGAUUCAUCACUCCAGAGAAGGCGUCCAUUGGCGACAUGCUUUACACCACUGCAUACCACGCUUUGCAUUAGACUUGGUGAUACAUGGUUUAGAUGCAGCUGCUCGGCCAUGGAAACCCAUUCCAUGAAGCUCUCUGCGUACUGUACGUGGGCUAAUUGGAAGGUCACAUGAAGUCUGUAGCAACUGAUUGUGCAGAAAGUCGGCCCCCUCUUCAUCCGCUGACCCCUCACUGUC